Messenger RNA from Aspergillus steynii IBT 23096, 565 nucleotides. RefSeq lists its product as uncharacterized. The transcript has a single exon. The coding region runs from base 164 to 478 and encodes 104 amino acids. NCBI's taxonomy places the organism in Eukaryota, Fungi, Ascomycota, Eurotiomycetes, Eurotiales, Aspergillaceae. The record is from RefSeq and is a predicted model, not a curated record.
GCGAUCGGGUGGUCUCGCUGGUCGGGCUCCCUUGAAAGGACUUAAAUGAUUUAUUAUCAACCAUUACCAUCGCGACCCAAAAUCCCGUUCUUUUUUUAUAAAUCCGCCCAAGUGGACCACGUCCGAACGCCCCCACUUUAAGUUUCAGUGCGGUUGGCUUUUCAUGCCUUUUUUUCAUACUCUGGACUGGUCUGGCGCAUCUUGGUUCAGAUCGUCUUGGCUGCGGCGCUGUCAAGUCCAUUUCCAAUUCUCCCAUCCCCUCGUUUUUUUUUUUUUUUUUUCCUGCUUUGCCCCCCUUAAGGCUUUCGCUUUUCUCCCUGGCCUUUCCGCCGAUCCCAGCUCGAGGCUUGCGGGCUUGUUUUUCUUUUUCUACUCGAGAGUCCAUCAUGCCCUGACUUGCUUCGUAUCUUCCCUCCUCUUGUAUAUCUCUUUCGACGAUCGUUUCGAUAUAUCGGUUUUCCGAACCCCUGCCGUGUGAGAUUCCCAAUCGUCCUGGGGGCUUGUUUCCACGGGCCAUAUUACUAUAUAUCUAUAUUUACGACGCAUGCUCGGUUGACCCGGCACC